Molecule: messenger RNA, 1612 nt
Organism: Sesamum indicum (sesame)
Lineage: Eukaryota; Viridiplantae; Streptophyta; Magnoliopsida; Lamiales; Pedaliaceae
Product: ammonium transporter 2 member 4-like
Biological process (GO): ammonium transmembrane transport
Cellular component (GO): plasma membrane
Molecular function (GO): ammonium channel activity
Source: RefSeq, a predicted model, not a curated record
AGUGAAAGCAACCCAAUCAUAGUCGAAACAUAAGCAAUAAUGGAUCCUCAGCUCCCUCCCAAUCUACGACCAGAUGAGUCGAGCCCUGAGUGGAUGAACAAAGGCGACAACGCAUGGCAGCUCACCGCCGCCACUCUGGUGGCGCUGCAGUCUGUGCCGGGACUGGUGAUCCUUUACGGCGGCAUGGUUAAGAAGAAAUGGGCUAUCAACUCCUCCCUCAUGGCAGUCUACGCGGUUGCAGCAACCUUAAUCUGUUGGAUGGGGUGGGGUUAUCGCAUGGCCUUCGGCGAUAAGCUAGUUGCCUUCUGGGGAAAGCCCGCAGUGGCUCUGGACGACAGUUUCCUUCUCGGGCAGGCGUUUAUCGGCUACUUUCCCACGGCGACAAUGGUGUGGUUUCAGUUCGGUUUUGCUGCCAUUACGCCGGUUCUGAUAGGUGGGGCGUUGCUCGGGAGGAUGAAUUUUGUGGCGUGGAUGGUGUUUGUGCCGUUAUGGCAUACGUUUUGUUAUACGGUAGGGGCGUUCAGUGUGUGGAGCCCCAAGGGGUGGCUGGCUAAGAUGGGAGUCAUUGAUUUUGCUGGAGGGUUCGUCAUUCAUCUCUCUUCUGGUGUUGCUGGAUUCACUGCCGCAUAUUGGGUGGGUCCAAGGAGUGUCAAGGACAGAGAAAGAUUUCCUCCAAACAACAUAGUAAUGAUGCUGGCGGGUGUAGGCCUGGUAUGGAUGGGAUGGACUGGGUUCAACGGCGGAGCGCCAUAUGCCACCAGCACCAUUGCGUCUCUUGCAGUGAUUAACACACACGUUUGCGCGGCCACCAGUCUGGUGACUUGGUUGCUGCUGGAUAUUUAUAUCUCUGGCAAGCCUUCUGCCCUCGGAGUUGUGAAUGGCUUGAUCACUGGCCUUGUCUGCAUCACCCCUGCUGCAGGAGUAGUGCAGUGCUGGGCAGCCAUCUUGAUGGGGUUAAUCUCAGGAAGCUUGCCUUGGUACACUCUGAUGGUGCUGAACAACAAGAUGAGGCUAUUGAGACAUGUAGAUGACACUUUUGCCAUCUUUCACACACACGCAGUUGCGGGCAGCCUUGGUGGCAUCCUCACCGGUUUAUUCGCGGUGCCUAAACUCAGCAGGCUGUUCUACAUGGUGCCUGACUGGGACAAGUACAUUGGCCUGGCUUACGCCCUGCAGAUGGGACGAACGUCAGCUGGACUAAGACAAAUGGGGAUUCAACUUAUAGCGAUUGUCUUCAUAGUGUGUCUCAACAUUGUGGCCACCACCUUGAUUUGUUUGUUCAUCAAGUUGUUUGUUCCACUGAGGUUGAGUGAGGAAGAACUGCAAGUUGGAGAUGAGGAGGUCCAUGGAGCGGUGGCGUACGCAUUGUCGUCUAGUGAUGGUACUGAUCAUCAUAUUUUGAGAAACGCUAAGGUUAAUUCCAUGUAUGAUCAUGAGGGCGAUGAGUACCCUUCAGUCAUGUUGAAAACCUCUAGCUAUGAACUGCACAGGGUAUGAUUUUACUUUCUUCGCCUUCUCUUUCUUUUCUCUUAAUUUGUAACAUUUGAAACCUUUGGAAAGAAAUACUAAAAAUAUAUAUAUAUAUAUAUAUAUAUAUAUAUAUAUCAGUUUG